AUGUCGAGUGCUUUGGAAUCCUUAAACACUGGCAUAUACUUUGGUUUUUGCAAGGUUUCACCAAAGUACGAAAAAAAACCCGGAUACUUUUCCAGCCAAACCAACCAGAAAGUCUACUUUAACUUUGGUCAGUCUCUCCGGUCUGAAGAUAUCGAAGGACUUCCUAUGGUGAUGUCGAUUGGGUGGAACCCGUUCUUCAACAACGAGAAGAAAGCAGCAGAAGUUCACAUCAUUCAUCAUUUCCCAGACACCUUCUACGGGGCUUCUAUCAAGAUUGCAAUUCUUGGAUAUUUGCGUCCAGAACGUGACUACACCACUAAGGAAGCCUUAAUUGAGGACAUAAAGACUGAUAUAUCAAUUGCAAAAGAAGCGCUCUCAAGAACGCCUUAUAGUCAGAUUCACGAUCUAGAUGGCAGUCAAUUAUUACCCGAUCGAAACCCCAAGCAUGAAUGA
This is a messenger RNA of Candidozyma auris, 453 nucleotides long. RefSeq names its product riboflavin kinase. Bases 1 to 453 code for a protein of 150 amino acids. The record is from RefSeq and is a predicted model, not a curated record. Lineage: Eukaryota; Fungi; Ascomycota; Pichiomycetes; Serinales; Metschnikowiaceae. Gene Ontology annotation, molecular function: riboflavin kinase activity. The transcript has 2 exons. Gene Ontology annotation, cellular component: mitochondrion. Gene Ontology annotation, biological process: riboflavin biosynthetic process; FMN biosynthetic process.